This is a messenger RNA of Plasmodium fragile, 750 nucleotides long. RefSeq lists its product as uncharacterized. The record is from RefSeq and is a predicted model, not a curated record. The transcript is spliced from 2 exons. NCBI's taxonomy places the organism in Eukaryota, Apicomplexa, Aconoidasida, Haemosporida, Plasmodiidae. The coding region runs from base 1 to 750 and encodes 249 amino acids.
AUGUAUAGAAUUCUAUUUGUUAACAUUUUUCUAUUCACAUUAAGUGCUUGGAUAUUGCAAGCCUCUGGUAAUGGAAAGGGUUUAAGCCAUAACGUGAACAAUGGGGGCAAAAAUGGGCAAAAUGGUCUGCAGCUAAGAGUACCUAGAUUGCUUUCCGUGAACGAUUUAUAUUCAGAAGUAGAUGGUGGGAGUGUUGAAACCUUACCGGAUUUAGGCGAAAAUGAAGAAAAUGAAGAAAAAGAAGUAAAAGAAGAAAGAAACGAAAGAACACAAAGGACACAUGAACUCAACUUAAAUUCAUUCGAUUCGAAUGAAUCUCUAGAAUUGGACCCAGAUUUAGAAACAUUUAAAGCAUAUAUGAGAUAUGUAGCAAAGAGUGAUAAAUCUUAUAAGGAAAAAUUUGAUGAUACAAAAGAAUAUAUGAACAACAUGGACCCAGUGACACGGAAAAAAAUUAAAAAAGAAAUCAAAGACAAGGCAAAAGAAAGCAAACGUACGAAGCAUCGAAAAAAAUGCAUGAAAAUGCAUGGCACAUGCCAAAAUAUGUAUAAUGAUUUACAGAACAAUGAAUACAGAAUGUUGUCUCUAAUCCGCAAGAUGGAAAAGAAAAUGUCCAAUCGUUCUUUCUUAGCGGGUGCUUUAUCAGCCAUGUUAGCCAUCUUCCUCAUACCACUUGAAAUAUGUUUCUUCAGUGCUCUAAUCUUCGUUAUGGUGAUCUCUGUAAUUUUAUUACUCUUGGGCAAAAUCUAA